Molecule: messenger RNA, 963 nt
Organism: Python bivittatus (Burmese python)
Lineage: Eukaryota; Metazoa; Chordata; Lepidosauria; Squamata; Pythonidae
Source: RefSeq, a predicted model, not a curated record
AGCGUGCCCAGCACCACGGUGUCGACCGGAAGCACUGGCGAGGCCAGCUUGCCCUCCAGCUUGCCCUCCAGGUUCUCGCCCUCCACAGCCCAUGAGUCCAGUCAAACCACUGGUGUGCCCACCUCUCCUUGGAGCACAACAGGAGUGACCUCAACUCCCCAACUGGUCUCGUCAACCCCUCCUCCUUUGACGUCUGCCACAGAGCCGUCUUCCCGCUUGAGGGUGACGGUGCCUUCCAGUGGGAGCCCAACCACAAGCCAGGAGUACUCAUUUCCGGUUACUUCCAGCUCCCCCAGGCCUUCCCCGCAAGAGAGUCCUGAGACCCGCACGCUUCCCAUCACUUCCUCGGUCACCGCCGGCCCACAGCUGGUCUCCUCUGGCACCACGGAGUCACCCACUAUGUCUUCUCCAACUACGGAGCAGCCAAGCACAACGCGGGCCUCUUCCCCUCACCUUUCGUCCACAGGGACCACCCAUCAGGAAAGGACCUUGGAGUCCAUGAGUCGGAGCACGAGCAAAGAGACAGAAAGUAGUACGCCCAUGGUGGGAAGCAGCAUGCCCAGCAUCACGGUGUCGCCCGGAAGCACUCGUGAGGUCAGCUUGCCCUCCAGCUUCUCCCCCUCCACAGCCCAUGAGUCCAGUCAAACCACUGGUGUGCCCACCUCUCCUUGGAGCACAGCAGGAGUGACCUCAACUCCCCCACUGGUCUCGUCAACACCUCUUCCAUUGACGUCCGCCAGAGAGCCCUCUUCCCACUCGAGGGUGACGGUGCCUUCCAGUGGCAGCCCAACCACAAGCCAGGAGGCCUCACUUCCAGCAACUUCCAGCACGCCCAGGCCUUCCCCGCAAGAGAGUCCCGAACCCCCCACGCUCCCCAUCACUUCCUCGGUCACCGCCGGCCCGCAGCUGGUCUCCUCUGGAACCACGGAGUCACUGACUCCCUCUUCCCGUACCACGGAGCAG